AUGACCGUCUACGAGUUCGUCGUCACGGCCUUGCUCUGCGCCUGCGCGGCCCACUGCGUGCUCCUCGACGCGGCGUCGAUCCUCGUGCUCCUGCGCAAGGCCCGGCUCUACGCCCUGGGCCUCCUGACCAUGGCCGUGGGCCGCGACAAGCGGUGGCGGUCGCGGCGCGUCGACGCGCGGACCGUGCGCGCCGCGCGGCUCAUCGAGACGAAGCGCCUCGUCUUCGUGCGCCACGGCGAGAGCGAGUGGAACCGCAUCUUCAACGUCGGCCCGAAGGCGCUCGCGCCCUUCAAGCUCGCGAUCGCGCUCGUCCGCGAGGGCGCGCUGCUCCUCCGCGGCGACCCCGGGUCCGUCUUCCUCGACGCGCCGCUGACGACGCUCGGCCUCGAGCAGGCCCAGGCCGUCGCGGCGCUCCUCCGCGAGCCGCCCGCGGGCCCCGCGGCCGCGCUCGAGCUCGCGACGCUCCGCGGCGACGCGACGGCGCCGCGGACGUCCGUCGUCGUGUCGUCGAAUUUGCGGCGCGCGGCGCAGACCGCGGCGCUCGCGUUCCAGCACCGCGUCCGCGGCGGCGAGGCCGUCCGCGUGCUCUCCUGCCUCCAGGAGAUCUCGAACAACGUCGACGCCGUCGCGCUCGCGCCACCGGGCGCGGCGCCGGACCUGCCGCGCGUGCCCGCGCCGCUCCGCGGCCCGGGCGCGUUCGACGGCGCGGGCAACCUCGGCACCAAGCCGCCGCGCGGCGACGGCCGGCGGCGCCUCGAGGCCUUCUGCGCCUACGCGCUCGCGGCGGACGAGGGCUGCGUCGUCGCCGUCGGCCACAGCCUCUGGUUCCGGUCCUUCUUCGACGAGUUCCUCCCGAGCGACGCGGCGCACGUCGCGCGCGUCGCGAAGAUCCGCAACGGCGGCGUCGUCGCCUGCAGUGUCGCCUGCGACCUCGAGUCGCGGCUCCUGCCGAGCGGCGUGCCCGUCUUCUCGAUCCCGCCGGCGUCCGUCGCGGAGAUCCACCUCGGCUUCGACGUCGACAAGCUCCCGGGCCGCGCGCGGCGCGCGCCGGCCGCGCGGCCGCUCGUCGGC
Molecule: messenger RNA, 1071 nt
Organism: Aureococcus anophagefferens
Lineage: Eukaryota; Pelagophyceae; Pelagomonadales; Pelagomonadaceae
Exons: 3
Cellular component (GO): cytosol; cytoplasm
Molecular function (GO): phosphatase activity
Source: RefSeq, a predicted model, not a curated record